Messenger RNA from Hipposideros armiger (great roundleaf bat), 2057 nucleotides. It is a transcript of the gene SYCP2L, whose product is annotated as synaptonemal complex protein 2 like. The transcript has 24 exons. Gene Ontology annotation, cellular component: lateral element; condensed chromosome, centromeric region. Lineage: Eukaryota; Metazoa; Chordata; Mammalia; Chiroptera; Hipposideridae. The record is from RefSeq and is a predicted model, not a curated record. The coding region runs from base 1 to 2043 and encodes 680 amino acids. Gene Ontology annotation, biological process: mitotic G1 phase; meiotic nuclear division.
AUGGAGGCGGAAAAAGAAGGUUCUUUGCAGUCUGUUAUGGAAGAUGAUGGGAGUGGAAUGGCCCAGGAUGCUUUCUAUCUUCAAGCACUUAUUAUUGAUGCAUUUCAUGAUAAAGGAUUUCAGACAAUAGAAGACUAUUUUCAACAGAGAGUGAGCCAUGUUCCUCAAAAAUAUAAUCAUCGUGUGUUAUACCAUCUCAACAAAUCAAUAUAUAAGGCACUGGAUAGAAAUGAAUUUCAGUGUGUUUCACUGUUGCUGAAAUGUAUUCAACGAUUCUUCAUUGAUGGCCUCAAAGAAGAUGAGCCUUUGCUAAUUCGACAGGGACUGAUCUCAAAGAUGGCUUCCUGGUUUGAAAGAACAGUAGAAUUUCUGAUCAUGGACCAUCUAGCGUCAGACACAUCUCUGAUUAGUGUUACAGAAGACUUCUUUGACACAGCGCUGGUAAGGAUGGGGGCAGAAGGGAAAAUCCAAAUGUUGGAUUCCUUCAUGUUUACCUUAGGAUUUCUGGUGACGGAAAAUACGGUAAAUCUGAUGCUUCAGCAGGAGGCUUUGAAGACUUUGAACGGCAUCUUGCAUGCUGUACCUUGGGAAGAGAGAAAACAAUUCUCCUUGUCAGAAGGCCCAUGCCGUCUUAUGAAAAACCUUGCAAGGACAAUCUUGACUGUGGGUGAAAUGAGUAAGUUGAGAAAACCAGCAGAUGAAAAAUUAGAGGAAUUUUGGAUUGAUUUCAACCUAGGAAGUCAGAGUGUAACUUUUUAUAUAGACAAUACUGAGAGUGCUCUGUGGGACUCAGUAAGACUUUUCAAGGAAGCAGUAAUUAAUUUCAGCAUAAUAGAAACUGAGACGAAGAAGAUGUUCAUCAUUCACUUGAAGCCUGUUAAUAUCAGAAACAAAGAAGUGAGGAAAAUAGAAAUCCAUUUUGAUUUGCAAUUCAACAUAUCACAAGCCUCCAUUGAAACUUUUGGAGAAGACAAACAGAUGAUGUUACCCAACCAGACCAAAAUCUCAGACCUUGACGAGUAUGAAAAAGAAGACACUGAGAUUCCUCCUAUCAGCCGCAAAAGAGAGACAGGCCAGGCAGAAGAAUCCACCGAGCUGGUGGAGUUAAUGAGUGCUGAAGAUGACCACUGCCUAAUAACUCUCCCGGUAAAUGACCAGUCUGAGCUUGCGAAGUUUCAUUACAGGAAACGCCUCUUCUCAGAGAGUAAUCAAGAUUCAAGUACUAGUACCAGUGAACUAUCUUGGGCCAAUAACCAAGAAAGGAAAUGCCUAAAAUCAUAUCCUGGUCGAAAAAAGACAAGAACCAGAACUAGCUUGAAAAUCUUGCCACUUUCCCCUCUCGGUCCUGGAAGUGACCAUGAGAAAGACCAAGCUAAACUUCUAACACCAUUAUGGAAAGAUACUUCAAGGAAAAGUGAUGCCACACCUCCCAAAAUUUCUGGAACAAAAUUUCAGGGUAGUUCUGCCCUUUUAAUUCCUGAAGUUUCUGCCCAGAAAACAGAGUCAUUGAUGAAAAAUGCUAACUUUGAACAUAAACCGGAAAAUUUGGAAGACAGAGACCUAUCAGAUGGUAGUUUUGCUAAGUGGAAACAGUCAAAAUUGGAAGAAGAUGAUCCUCUAGGACCCCUUUCCUCGGUGACAGAAGAAACAGACUUGGCAGCAGGCCGUUCUACUCCAUCCCUGGCAGUUGUGCCAGAGAACGUGAAUAGUUCUGCUGUGAUCACAACCUUUGAAAACUUCACUAGAGAACUGAAAAGAAAAUAUGAGCUCAGGUACAGAAGGAGUGCACUUUAUUCAAAAUAUGCAAAGCAAGCACCAGAUUGCCUAAUAAAACUUUUAAACCAGAUACAUCAGUGCAGACUGAAUAAACUAGAGCUGUUUAACAGUUUUGUUCUUCAAGAGCUGAGCAAUCUUGAGAAGGAUAUUCUAGCUCUGAAACACCUGGAGGAGGGUGUUCUGGAAUUUUGGCGGAGACAGUGUGAUGAUCUGAAAUCCUUCUGUGAUCUGCAAGUGCUGAGGCUUAAUGCAAUUCAGCGUUCAUGAGGAAAGCUAAAGUC